AUGUCUCACAAGGGCAAGAACAGCGCCAGCUCGGCAAAGGGCAAAAAGCCUGCCAAAUCCAACGCUGAGAGCAAGGCCGAAGAUGUCCUGCAGGCAGUGGUUCUCGCAGACUCAUUUCAAGAUCGAUUCAAGCCUUUCACAGUAGAGAAGCCAAGAUGUCUUCUGCCGUUGGCAAACACCCCUCUCAUCGAAUACACCCUCGAGUUCCUGGCCAUGAAUGGUGUUCAGGAAGUCUACAUCUACUGUGGCGCACACACAAAUCAGGUCGAAGACUACAUCGGCCGCUCUAAGUGGGCGUCCUCGUCAAAACUGUCGCCCUUUUCAGUGCUCCAGUUUGUUAGAGUAGCCGAUGCUCGCUCCGUAGGCGACGUUCUCCGAGACAUGGACAAGCGAUCACUGGUGGACGGCGAUUUCCUCCUGGUGCAUGGCGAUGUCGUGUCAAAUCUCAUUCUGGAUGACGCCCUCGCAGCGCACCGAAAACGAAGAGAAGCGAGCGCCGCAAACAUCAUGACCAUGAUUCUGCACAGCGGCGGACCCGAUGAGCACAGAACCAAGACCAAUGGAAUUACUCCCGUAUUUGUGGUGGACACCAAGACUCAACGAUGCCUUCAUUACGACGAGAUGAACCCGCUACAGAGCGACCACUAUCUUUCAAUGGACCCUGCCAUUGCCGAUGAACUGUCAACGGAGUUUGAGAUCCGAGCCGACUUGAUAGAUGCCCAGAUCGACAUCUGCACCCCCGAAGUGCUUGCUCUCUGGUCAGAAAGUUUCGAUUAUGAGCUCCCCAGGAGAAACUUUUUGCACGGAGUGCUCAAGGACUGGGAGCUCAACGGCAAGAUGAUUUACGCCGAGAUUUUCGAAGACGGCUACGCUGCCCGAGCAAGCAACUUGCAGAUGUACGACUCCAUCAGCAGGGACAUUCUUGGCCGAUGGACGUUCCCUUUCAUCCCCGAAAACAACAUCUUCCUGAACCAGACAUUCAAAAAGCACAUCAACAACGUCAUUAUUGAGACUGGGGCGUCUCACGCCCAUGACGCCAAGCUCCAAAACUCCGUCAUUGGAACCGACACCAGCAUCGGCUCCGGAAGCAAAAUCAUCAACAGCAUCGUCGGCACUGGCUGCAAGAUCGGUUCUAAUGUUACGCUGGAGAACUCCUUCAUCUGGAACAACACCACUAUCGGAGAUGGAACAGCCGUAUCAAAAUCCAUCUUAGCGGGCAACGUAGUCAUCGGCAAGGGCUGCUCAAUACCCACUGGAUCACUCCUUUCCUAUGGCGUCCAAAUUAGCGACAACAUAUCUUUUUCCACAGCCGCCGUGCUAUCGACCGUCACGUCCACAGGCAAGCAAGUCGCAAAGGACACCAACCUCCUCGGCCCCGACAGCAACGCAGCCCCCUUCUACGACCCCGAGGACGAUGAGCUCGACGACGAAGAUCCUUCGAGGCUCCAAAAGUCCCUCAUCUACUCCCUCGCAAACUGGAACCUGUCCACUUCUUCCAUCUCGACCUUCAACUCCGACGACGAGUCCGACGACGAUGAUGACAGCAACCUCCUCUCCGCAGACCCCGCGCACUCCUCAAGGUCGCGCCUCUCAUCCUUUGCCUCUGACGAUUCCGCCGGCAAAAUGUCCUUUCACGCCGACGCCGUCCACGGUCUUCUCGAUGCUCUGCGCGCCGACUCGGGCGACUUUGACUCCGCCAAGCUCGAAUUCAUGGGUCUGCGUCUAGCCAACAACGCCUCCGACGCCAUGAUGCGAAAAGCUGUCGCCACGGCCUUUACCCGCCGCGCCGUGGAGCUCGUCACCCCCGAGCACGGCGGCCUCGACGCCAGUAAGGCUGCGGAGAGGGCCUUCACCGCGUGCAAGGGCGCCUCCAAGUUUGUCAACGAAGUCGGCGUCGGCGGCGGCGAGCCCGCGCAGAUUGAAUUCAUUCUCUCUCUGCAGCGGGCCUUGCAGCACUACUCCAAGGGCCAGGAGCAGCAGCAGGCCAAGAGCGCUACGCUGCUGCCGGCCAUGUUGCAGCAGCUGUAUGCCUUGGAUAUCCUGGAAGAGGAGGGCAUUCUGGGCUGGUGGGAGGAUGCCCGUGCGGUGGAUGGCGAGUCCAUGGCUGCAUUGAAGGAGAAAUGCAAAGUGCUCGUGGAGUGGUUAGAAAAUGCGGAUUCAGAGGAUGAAGAUGACAGCGAUGACGAUGACAGUGAUUAG
This is a messenger RNA of Trichoderma gamsii, 2199 nucleotides long. RefSeq names its product translation initiation factor eIF-2B subunit epsilon. Gene Ontology annotation, biological process: biosynthetic process. The transcript is spliced from 3 exons. Gene Ontology annotation, cellular component: eukaryotic translation initiation factor 2B complex. Bases 1 to 2199 code for a protein of 732 amino acids. The record is from RefSeq and is a predicted model, not a curated record. Lineage: Eukaryota; Fungi; Ascomycota; Sordariomycetes; Hypocreales; Hypocreaceae. Gene Ontology annotation, molecular function: guanyl-nucleotide exchange factor activity; translation initiation factor binding; translation initiation factor activity.